AUGUCGUGGAAGUCAGACGGCCCGCCGUCCAGUCAUGGUUCAUAUUCUCCAUCUUCCGGACAAUAUAGCUCAGGUGUAAGUGGUCAUUCUAUUAAGUCUAACGGUCGAAACAGUGCCGCUCGUAUUUUUCAGCCGCUGCAUGCUCAACUUCCUACAUUUUUACAAGUGAAAUCAAAAUUUGAUGCGGAAUGGCGACGCUUUUCGAUACAGUUUCAAGAUAGCAAACCUCCUUCUUAUGAACACUUUCGUACGCUGGUCGAAGGUCUUCAUUCUUUACACAGUAUACCUUUCACAGUGUGUUAUACAAGCCAUUCUGGAGACCUCCUGCCUAUUACUAAUGAUGAUAAUUUUCGAAAAUCUUUUGAAUCAGCCCGUCCAAUACUUCGGCUCUUGAUACAACGAAAGGGUGAAUCCUGGGAAGAGAAAUAUGGCUACGGUACAGAUACAAUUGAUCGACGGCGCAAAGGGUUGUCCCUAUUGAUACCGACAGUUUCCAGACCUCCCAAAAGAACAUACAAUAUUUCAAACCCAGAAGAUUUUCGGCAGGUAUCGGCAAUAAUAGAUGUAGACAUUGUUCCAGAAGCUCAUCGUCGAGUACGACUUUGUAAACAUGGCAGUGAUCGUCCGUUGGGAUUUUAUAUUAGAGAUGGAACAUCAGUAAGAGUAACCCCACAAGGUGUGAUGAAAAUACAAGGAAUCUUUAUCAGUCGUCUCGUUGAAGGGGGUUUGGCUGAAUCUACGGGCUUACUAGCGGUUAAUGAUGAAGUACUUGAAGUGAAUGGUAUUGAGGUACAAGGUAAAACUUUAGACCAAGUAACAGAUAUGAUGGUAGCAAAUGCUCAGAAUUUGAUAAUUACUGUGAAACCAGCGAACCAGCAAAAUACUCUCCAACGUGGCAUACAUUCACGGAUUUCAGGUUGGAGUGGAACUUCCGAAGAUGCAUUAAUGGCUCAGAGGCGAGAUAAUAACAAUGAUAUGCAGAGCACUAGUGGUGGAUUAUCGAAAAGUCACCGAAACAACAAUGAGCUGAGUGAUGAAGAUUCAGAUGAAGAUAUUGUUGUUGAUCAUACUAAAGAAAACAUUGGUAACACAGCAUCAGAAAGCCAUCAUCACCAUAGGUACCAAAGAAAUCGAUAG
Cercopithifilaria johnstoni is the source of this 1137-nucleotide messenger RNA. Lineage: Eukaryota; Metazoa; Nematoda; Chromadorea; Rhabditida; Onchocercidae. The record is from the annotation of a GenBank genome assembly.